CGCGACUCUUCUCAGCGCUGGUUGUUUCUACGCAGUUUGUACGCUAUGUGGAUUUAAUGGAAAUUUCCACUACUUCUGAAUGCUCAAAAGCUGUUAUUCAGAUUAGUUUAAUCUUAUAUAUCGCUUUCUAAACGAGAUUCAAACACAUUACGAGGAGGGAAGCGAAUCAGAUUCGUGUAUUCGAAGAGCGUAAUCUGUGGCGUACAGCCAUACUUUGAGUGUGUAGCUUUGCUGUUCAUCAGUGACUCAUUACAGAGUUGUAGUUUUCGUCAGAAACAAGCACUAAACGAUCUGUGAUGGAGUAUCACAGUGUGGGGCCUGGAGGUGUGAUGGUCUCAGGUAACAAUGUACCUGCGUUUCUGACCAAACUCUGGACGCUGGUGGAGGAUCCGGACACGGACCCGUUAAUCUGUUGGAGUCCUAGUGGGAACAGCUUCCACGUGUUUGACCAGGGCAGGUUUUCCAAAGAGGUUCUGCCGAAAUAUUUUAAACACAAUAACAUGGCCAGUUUUGUUCGCCAGCUCAAUAUGUAUGGUUUUCGGAAAGUUGUCCACAUUGAGCAGGGUGGGCUGGUAAAGCCAGAAAAAGACGACACAGAAUUCCAGCAUCCGUAUUUCAUCCGUGGACAGGAGCAUCUGCUGGAAAAUAUCAAGAGGAAAGUCACAACGGUGUCAAAUAUUAAACACGAGGACUUCAAGUUGAGCACCGACGAUAUGUCUAAAAUGAUCACAGAUGUCCAGCUCAUGAAGGGCAAGCAGGAGUCAAUGGACUCCAAAAUCAGCACCCUCAAACAUGAGAAUGAGGCGCUCUGGAGGGAAGUUGCCACUUUGAGACAGAAACAUACUCAACAGCAGAAAGUCGUCAAUAAGCUCAUUCAGUUCUUGAUCACACUGGCGCGGACCAACAGAGUCCUUGGAGUGAAACGAAAGAUGCCGCUGAUGUUGAAUGACAGCAGCUCCACACACUCCAUGCCCAAAUACUCUCGGCAGUACUCGCUCGAGUCAUCUCCCUCUAUAUCUCCCUCAUCUACAGCCUUCACAGGAACGGGGGUCUUCACCGCGGAAUCACCUGUCAAGACAGGGCCAAUCAUCUCUGAUAUCACUGAACUGGCGCAGUCCAACCCUGUGGCCACGGAGGAGUGGAUUGAAGAUAGAACAAGCCCUUUGGUCCACAUCAAGGAGGAGCCGUCUAGCCCCGCCCACAGUCCUGAGGUGGAGGAGGUGUGUCCUGUUGAAGUUGAAGUGGCGGGAUCAGGUGUACCUGUGGACACGCCCCUUUCCCCCACAACCUUCAUCAACUCCAUCCUCCAGGAGAGCGAGCCCAUCACAGCCCCGACCCCGCCUCCCAAUGACCAGAAGUGUCUGAGCGUGGCCUGCUUGGACAAUUAUCCUCAGAUGUCUGAGAUCUCUCGCCUUUUCUCCGGCUUCUCCACUUCGUCUCUACACCUCAGGCCUCAUUCCGGGACAGAACUAAGUGACCAUCUAGAGACCAUUGACUCUGGAUUAGAAAACCUUCAGCAGAUCCUCAAUGCUCAGUCCAUUAACUUCGACACCUCACCUUUCUUUGAUAUUUUCACAUCAUCUUCUGCUGAUGUGGAUCUGGACAGCCUGGCUAGUAUCCAAGACCUUCUGUCACCUGAACCCAUGAAAGAAACUGAAUCUGGUGCAGAUGCUGGAGAUUCAGGCAAGCAGCUGGUCCAGUACACAUCUCAGCCUGUGAUUCUUCCCGACCCCGUCAGCACUGAAACCACCGGCACCGACCUGCCUAUCCUCCUGGAGCUGGAGGGCGACUCGUAUUUCGGGUCGGAACCAGCCGAAGACCCGACCAUCUCCCUUCUUAACUUCCAGUCCCCCAUCCCUGAAGAUCCCAAACUAUCAUAGAGAGAGCAGCUUUUAUAAAGGGAUUUAUGUCUGUGUGGGUUUUUUAAAAAUUUUAUUCUCUGCAUCUUACUUUAUUUUUGGUCAUUUAACAUGUCAGGACUAGCCAUUAGAUUGCUCUUGUAUUUCCUUCACAUUUAGUCUGCAAAAAAAAAAAAUCUCUAAAAAGCAGUAGAGAGAACUCAGUAUUUUUUCAAAACUCAUGCAGUUGAAACAUCAAAAUAAGCCUUUUUUUGUUGUUUCGGUAGUUUCCUUGUUAUUCCGGCAGUGAGAACCUCAAACUAAAUGUGUAGUGCUACAGAUGUAAAUCUAAAUUUAUCGCCCACGCUUUGUGUGCUUACCUUUUAUUUAUCUGGAUUGGAUUUGAACCAAUACUUUGAGAUCUAUGCUAAGCGAUUCUCUCGCAGUCCGUCAGCACUGCGAAACGUCAAAAACUUACAGUUUGACUCGUUCAUGCAUUUUCCUGCUAGUCCGGUUGUCGAUAUUUGAUCUAAUUAUGUUGCAAUGAUCCCCAUAUUGUCGUUUGACACCCAGAUCUCAUAAAUACGCCAAGUAUUUAUUUUCCAGAAUAUUUUCUUUGCAGUAUAUAUUGGAAUGCUGGUUAAAGCAAAAAAAACAACAAAACAUAACAUACAUGCCUUUUAUAGCCUGAAAAUGCAGUAGGUUUAAUUGGACAAACAUGAAACAAGCAUCAAAAAUCAAUAUUGCAUAAACUUGUCCAGCAUCCCACCAACUGUCUUCAAAGCCAUAGCUGUUACUCAUCAUAUAAUGUCUGAUCUUGGUUAGUGCUGAUGGGAAUGUAUUAUGACAAUGGCGGUUUAAGGUGCAUAUUUAGAGAUUUUAUUGAAACGUUUUUGUACUAAAAUCAAUCACUUUUUGCUGUUGCAAGUUCUAAUAAGCAGGGCAGCCAAUGACGCUGUAUAUAGGACGUACGUUUGAAUAUAUAAAUAGUUUAGAGUCUGCGUUUGUUUUUAAGAAACAAAUUCUUUGAAAACGCAUUCAACAGGGAUGAACUACACAAUAGGUGUAUUAUGGAUUGACAGGUCAUUUUAUGCAUUGAUAACAGGUGUGUCAGAUGAUCUGAUUUGAAGAAUUUGUGCAAUAAUUCAACUCUUAACCAAUUUUGACAGCAGCACACUGCUUUCUUAAAAAAAUUAUUUGUUUUUGUUUGCUUAGCAAAAGGAACUAGAACAUAUUAUUGGAGAGUCUUAUGAAGACAUUGUCUAGGCAUAUUUCACCUCAAAAUCUAAAGAAAGAAUAAAGCCAAUUUUCCAAAAAAUAGUUUUUUGAAAAGGUCCUAAAAGAUAGGCUUGAGCAAAAUAUAAAAGAAAGUAUCAUUUAAAAUAGAUUUUUCUUGAGAUUUUGGGUAAAAUGUGUCCUGGACCUUUGUGAGAUUCACGUGUAAAUUGGAUACCAAAAUACCGGAUUGAACUUGUAUUUUUUGGUGCGAUUUGUACACAUGCUAUGCCCUAUAGACUUAUAUUGUUCAACACUUGUUUAUUUUUGGAUGGUCAGCACAGUAGAGGAACAAGAAGAGAAGAAUGUCACUUGUUGAUGAUUCUGAUCAUUUUCAGUCACAUUUUAGUCAUUGGAUGACUGUCAUAACCAGAGAGACAUUAAUAUUAGGCAUAAAUUAUUUUAUUACGCAUGUGAACAACACUGUGUGUAUUGAUAUGUUUCAAAUAAAAUGUUUUUGAAAGUA
This is a messenger RNA of Labeo rohita (rohu), 3579 nucleotides long. RefSeq names its product heat shock transcription factor 1 (gene hsf1). The coding region runs from base 297 to 1880 and encodes 527 amino acids. Gene Ontology annotation, molecular function: sequence-specific DNA binding; DNA-binding transcription factor activity. The record is from RefSeq and is a predicted model, not a curated record. Lineage: Eukaryota; Metazoa; Chordata; Actinopteri; Cypriniformes; Cyprinidae. The transcript has 14 exons. Gene Ontology annotation, biological process: regulation of DNA-templated transcription.